Chiloscyllium plagiosum (whitespotted bambooshark) is the source of this 2350-nucleotide messenger RNA. NCBI's taxonomy places the organism in Eukaryota, Metazoa, Chordata, Chondrichthyes, Orectolobiformes, Hemiscylliidae. The record is from RefSeq and is a predicted model, not a curated record.
ACUUGCCUCGAUUAUCAAGCCUCUUAGCAGAAACAACUAUUGUUGAAAUUCAUCGUGCAGAUCCUCAGGAGGAGCUAGGGAUUCGGAUAGUGGGUGGUAAAGAUACACCACUGUGUAACAUUGUGAUUCAGGAGAUUCUUCGGGACAGCGUUGUUGCUAGAAAUGGAAAGCUUGCACCUGGAGACCAUAUAACAGAGGUAAAUGGUGUGAACAUCACCAGUGUUCCACACAGCUACGCCAUCAAGGUACUGAGGCAGCCCAGCACUGUCUGUCGGCUCUCAGUGCUGCAGGAAAGAGGCUUUGCCAUUCGAAGUUCUUCACAAGAAAGGAGCAACAGCAGCCACAAGCAGAUUCUGAAUGUAACUUUGCACAAAAGGGACCGAAGCGAACCAUUGGGGAUUAAACUGAUUCGGAAGGCGGAUGAGCCAGGAGUGUUUAUUUUGGAUCUCCUGGCUGGUGGCUUGGCUGCUCGGGAUGGAAAGCUGCGUAAUAAUGACAAAGUGCUUAUGAUUAAUCAGCAGGACCUCAAAAACGGAACUCCAGAAAUUGCAGCACAGAUAAUCCAGUCCAGUGAAGGAAAUGUUAACUUUGUGAUUCAGAGGUACACUGGUCAGCAAAGCUCAGAGAUUAUUGAUGAAGCUGGAUCAAGCAACAGCAGUCCCCCACGCCAGCGCAGUAAAUCACUGCAGCAUCAUUGCCGUCGACGCUCCCAUUACCAAAAGGAUCCUUCCCAGAAUUCACUGUGCCUGGAGAAGACAGUUCCAGUGAGAAAGGAGCCUCGUGAGUCUCUGGGAAUAACUAUUUCAGGUGGUCGUGAAAAUAAGUAUAAGGUACCGAUCUAUGUGACCAGCAUCCAGCCAGUGGGCUGCCUCUAUAGAGAUGGCAGAAUCAAAAAGGGAAAUGUACUGCUGAGCAUAAAUGGAGUAGACCUCACACAGUUGAGUUAUAAUGAAGCAGUGUCAGUUCUCAAAUUGAAUACAGCCUCCUCUGCAGUGCUGCUAAAGGUUUUGGAUUUGCCAAAUGCUGAGAUGGCACCAACAUCUGAGGAGCUCAUGGAAGCAGGCAAGGAAAGUGAUUAUGAUUGGUCCCCUCUCUGGGUCACAUGGCUAGGGUUACCAAGUUAUCUUCACUGUUGCAAUGACAUUACUCUGCAUAAGAGUAAUUCUGAAAGCUGGGGAUUUAGCAUCGUUGGGGGUGUAGAGGAAAGCCAAGAAAACCAGCCUUUCUUUAUCAAAACCAUUGUACCGGGCACACCAGCAUACUUUGAUGGAAGACUCAAAUGCGGGGAUGAGAUUGUAGCUGUAAAUGGAGUUUCCACUGCAGGCAUGAGCAAUUCAGCUGUAAUUCCAAUGCUAAAAGAACAGAGGAACAGAGUCACUCUUACUGUCGUCUCAUGGCCAGGAAGUAAUGUGUGAAAGAAAGUGAACUGAUGAGACAUUUUCCUUCAAAACUUAAAUAAUGAAAUGGCACAGUACAACUUAGAAAACAAGAAACCACCUCAUUAUGUGGUCAAGUAGAAAAAUACGAGAUUACCAAAGUGCAUUUGUCAAACUUUUUUUAAAAAUACAGACCUGUGAUUUCACUUUACUCCAGCAAAAUACCAAAUAGUUUAAAAAUGCAAUGAGUGAAUCAUGGGGUGGUGGGAUAAAAGUCAAAGGCUGACUAUAAUUUCCAAACAGAUGUCCAGUGUAUGAGUUCCCACAUUCAACAAUCUGAGUCAAUUUGUUAAUGUAAUUUUGUGGUCAUACAGAUGAUCAUAUACAAGGAUGUCAUAGUUGGGCUGCUUCCGAGGGCAGGAUGAAGCAUUUCUAAUAGUAUGGCUAUAGCCAAAGCAAAAAUUUUCUCUUGGGGCAGAAACCUAAACUUGCAUAUGACUAUUGACAAUGUCAGGACUCCUAUUCAGAUUAUCCUUUCCUUGGAUCUUGUAGCAGUUCACCGAUCUCCAAUUUUAUCUGGUUUUUGGAUACUACAGGAUGCUGCUUUAACCUCUGUAGGCAAUUUGAGUUAUUGAAGAACUUCUGUGCUAAAGCCACAUGGAACAUUCCAACAAAGUGGGCAUUGGUACCUGGUAGCCUGGAAAUGAAUCAGCUGAGAAACAAAUGGGGAGAAAAGUAAAUACUGUAAUCUCUAGUUUAAGUUUGCUAGAAUUAAAAUUUUUCAUUCGGCAGAAAAAUCACUGCUGUAUUUUCUUAAAACUGCAAGUUUGCAUUAUAUAAUCCUCCAGGUUGUUGCAAUUUAAUAUGGUUCCUGUUUACAUCUGUGGAAAAAUGUUUUUGCACUGGAGACUUUAAAAUGCUGCUGUAAGUUAAAUUAUGAAACCUAAGAAAAUUGGUUGAGGUUGUACAACUGA